GUCGUGUCAAGUUUGGUGUCAAGUGUCGUGUAUUGUUUUUUCCACCCCCGGGCCAGCUUUCCGUAAUUUUCGGUUUCGAGUCUUAUCGAAAUGUGAUCUGAAAGUGUAUUUCUUUUGAAGAUAGGCAACUUGUUAUUGAUUCCAUUCGUUCCUGAACAAAGAUGCCACGCAAGAAGACGCAGCCGGCCAAUGUGGGCGAGGAGCUGCGUAUCGCCGUGACGCUGGCGCUGCAGAACUUCCGACUCCAGGAGGACCAAGCAGAAAUAGAAUUUCCAUCUUCUCUGACAUCUACUGAGCGAGCUUUCAUCCACAAAUUGGCGGACUCCAUUGGGCUGAAGUCGAAGAGCCGAGGGAAGGCGGCCAACCGUUUUCUGACGGUAUACAAGAAGCAUGGCUCGACGAUCGUUCAGGCGGACGCGGUGUUUGCGCUGGCGCGCAUGUCUCGGCACCACGUCAGCUCGCUGCUCUCAAAGUUCCCGGUCACCAACCGGGAGCGACAGGAGCUGCUUCCGCCGACCGAGCGGGACCGGCUGCUCCAGCCCGACGUUCGGGAUGUGAACCGGGCGACGGGCCGACUGAACAGCGGCAUCCCCCAGGUGCCGGGAGCGCGCGGCACCGGCGACCUGAGCCGGGCCGGCCAGCAGCUGCCCAUCUGGCCGCUCAAAGACGACAUCCUGCGCACGGUCGGCCACAACCAGGUCACCCUGCUGGUGGGCGACACCGGCUCCGGAAAAACCACCCAGGUGAGCGAACGACGAGCGGGCAGUGACGGCGGUCGCCGCCGAGCCACCGCCAAACCGCUGAGCGACUGCUGAUUAACUCUGAGCGGCGCCGGGCGUGAGAGUGAUCAUAUCAGCCAUUCCUCAGACCAUGAUGAGGGAGUCUGGUAUUUUGCAGGUUCGGUUUGAUCAGCAUAAUCGUAAAUAUGUGAUUCUUGAGAUACCGUCAAACGGAGAAGUUAUUCUAGUUGUGAAAGGUCACCCCAGACCUUUCACAAGUAACCUUUCUGGCUUAAUUUACAUAGGGUUUUUAUAUUUCCCUUUCUGAUGGCUAUGAACAAUUAAGCUUACCAGGAUUUUGACAUGUACGCUGACCAGUAAAAUGUUUUCAGAAGAAGACUCUUCGUAAAGCAUAGCACUUUGAUUAAUGAAUCAACCUUGGAAGUUGGAAUAACAUGAGUCGACUCCAGUUUCUUUUCAGCUCUCCAGUUUCAGUGUCUCUUUGUUAGGUAGAAUGUGUCAUCGUUUGAACCACAGACAUCCAGCUGUAAAGAAUAGGCUGGGAUAGCGGUACUCUGACCUAUCUGCAAGAUAUCGGCAAAAGGCUACAGGCUAUGGCUGAAUCGCGGAUGGUUUUUGAGCGAAAACAAAUAUCCAUUCUAUCUAAUAAUACCCUGCACCUAUUAGUAGCUCGCAGUGUAUGUCAUGUAAACCGUUCGUUAAAGAAAUAUUCCCAAAGCUUGUAUUAUAUUACACACCGAUGGUUAUGAACGGUACAGCAAUACGUUUGAUCAGUCAUACAUAAUGGUUCCACGGGACCCAUUAUGGGUGUGUCUGUAGCAAAGACCCUGUCCACGAGGGCGUCCGUAGUAACGACAAAGGUUCUAUCCGUAGACUCUGCGUCCGAACUCAUAUCCACCACCGCUGUGUUAGCCGUAAUGACUGCUACCGCCGCGGUUUCCGCGGUAGUAUCCGCCGCCGCCGCCGUUUCCGCGGUAGUAUCCGCCGCCGCCGCCGUUUCCGCGGUAGUAUCCGCCCCCACCGCCUCUGUUUCCGUGGUAGUAUCCACCGCUCCCGGGAUGGUAUCCGCCGCCGCUGUUUCCGCGGUAGUAUCCACCGCCUCGUCUGCUCGGGAAACGGCUGAAGGAUCUGCCUCCGUAGUACGAGCCGGAUCCGACGGCGACUCCGACCAGAGCCACCAGCAGUGUCAGCUGUGGACGGGGACGGCGGUGGGGUCAGUGAGGGGAUGUAAUAGUGACCACCAGCAGCACCAGCUGUGGACGGGGACGGCGGUGGGGUCAGUGAGGGGAUGUAAUAGUGACCACCAAGUACCAGCUGUGGACGGGAGCGGUGGAGAGGUCGGGGUGAGAGGGGUGUAAGGUGGCUGUAGAUAUGGUUACAAAAUCUUGGUUCAGUAGUCAUGAAUUGAUUGCUGUUUGAGCCUUCUGGGGCCGCCAGAACCCGAGAACUCUGUCUUAAGGAUGAAACACAGUUUUUUUUUUGCGUGCAAAUUGCUUCACGCUCCUCCCAUUGGAAUACAUGACAUAUUUUUCGUUCCCAAAUCGUAGCUUGAAGCGCUGAGUGUUGGGAGCGAAACAUAUGCCAUGUGUUCCAGUAGAGGAGCGAGACUGCGAUUUGAACGCGUAAAAGCUCUGCUCAAGCUUUCGCGGGGAUUGAAUGCGCACUCUGCUGAAAUAAGCAUUAAAACUUUGACAUAACAUUUCAAGCUGAGCCAGUGUUUAUGAAUGAUUCAUCAAAAAACAAAAAACAAAAAACAAAAAAACUGGAC
Molecule: messenger RNA, 2508 nt
Organism: Amphibalanus amphitrite
Lineage: Eukaryota; Metazoa; Arthropoda; Thecostraca; Balanomorpha; Balanidae
Product: 3'-5' RNA helicase YTHDC2-like
Exons: 5
Coding region: 162-815 (217 amino acids)
Molecular function (GO): nucleic acid binding
Source: RefSeq, a predicted model, not a curated record